CAGGUUUACAAAUCUGCUUGCAAUUGAUUGUAAAGAGAACACUGUUAUAUAGAUUUUCAGACCAGUAACACGGAGGUUGCUUAUAUUAAACGGAUUUCUCCUAUAUUAGUAUAAUUUCAGAAUAAUGAGGGGUGUUUUUGAUGAAUCAAGAAAUCCAUUAGAUGGAAAAAGCACACAAGAUUUGGAUCAAUUAGUUUGUCAGCUUACCAAUCCUUCUCUCAAUGUAACUGGUAAAUCUCAUUCAUUAGACAUUCUAUCCGUCCCGUCGGAUCGAGAAUUAACGAGAUCUCCCACUGAGCUAUCGACAGAUAUAAAAUAUAAAUGUUCUCUCUCACCAGAAUCUCCAAAGGACAAAAAGUCAGCAAAGAAAAAUUGGAGAAAAAGAAUUUUGGAAAGAAAAAGAUGUCAAGGAAAGAUAGGGUCAUGUGACAUCGACGAAUCUGUAGAGCUAUCAUUUGAUAAAGACACACGUGAUGUCAAAGACAUGUCUUUUGACAGUACAUCGUCUAGAUCAUCUUCAGGUUUGAAAAGUACACAGGUAUCAUUCAACUGUGAUUCGUCAUUAGACGCAUCUGACCUUGACCAACAACCGGAAGCCAGACCGCCAUUUCUGAAGAAGAUUGAUGAUGCUGUGGAUCCGGAACAACAGUCUGAAAUAAAAGCUAUCAACAUGAAUAAAAAAGAUAAGGAGUCCAAACGACAGAGACUGAAGCGGAUAAUCACUAGACCGUUACGGCGGAGUCAAAGUGCAUGCUGUGAAAAUGAAAUCCCAUCACAUGCAUUGUUUCUAGAUUCAAAGGGCAGCAAAUCUAAAGAUACUAUGGAAAGUCGUGCUAUGGACUUACUUCUGUAUCAACGACUUUUUGGUGAGCAGGAAGACAAAACAAAACGAUUCCAUAAGACGUUUUCCGCUGAGUCAGCAUUAACAGAGAAAGAAGAACUUCUCAACAACAACUUUUCUACAAAAUCGAAAUCCAAAAAUUUGGCAAAGAAUAUGAAAAAAAGAUUUCAGUUUCUGAGAAGACAAAACACAGACACAGUAGUGGAUCAAGAAAACUCUUUUUCCUUCUUUAGUGUAACAACCUACGACCAAGCAUUACAAUGGAGCAGAUCAGUCGAGGAUCUCCUUCAUGAUAAAUAUGGUUUAGAACUUUUUCUUGGAUAUCUGCGAUCAGAGUUUAGUGAAGAGAAUUUAGAAUUUUGGAUUGCUUGUGAAGAAUUCCGGUCGUGUAAUGAAUCUAGUAUGACAGUAAUGGCGGAACAGAUCUACAAUGAUUUUGUGGUUUCAAAAGCACCAAAAGAGGUUAACUUGGAUUCCGACACAAGAAUGGAAACAGUUUUAGCAUUGGAAAGUCCUUCAAGAGAUACCUUUGAUGUAGCACAGUACAAAAUCCAAGCUUUAAUGGCAAAAGAUUCCUACCCUAGAUUUCUGGAAUCUGAUCUCUACCAGUUUGUUUUGGAGAAUAUAUCCAAGGCAUAGAUAAAUGAACAUUUUUAACUUAUAUGUGUUUUCCUGUAAAUUUUGCAGAUACAGAGGAUUUUUCAUAUAAUUUUGAUUGAUUAGACUUAAUAGAAGAUUGUAGUCUUUAGUGAAGAAGUAAAUUAUCAAAGCUACUACAUGGAACUUAUUCUUGGAAUAUGACAAUGGAUACUAUAAACAUGUGGAAUUAGGUAAGAAUCUAGUCCCAAUAUGCUAAAAAUUAACCAUGACACGCUAUCAAAAAUAUAAUAGAUAUAGGAAGAUGUGAUGUGAGUGCCGAUGAGACAAAUCUCCAUCCAAAUAACAAUUUUAAAAAAGUACACCAUUAUAGGUCAAUGUACGGUCUUAAACACGAAGCCUUGGCACACACCGAACAACAAGCUAUAAAGGGCCCCAAAAUUACUAGUGUAAAACAAUUCAAACGAGAAAACCAACGGUCUGUUCUAUAUAAAAUAACGAGAAACGAGAAACAGGUAUAAAUUACAUAAACAAACGACAACUACUAUACAUCAGAUUCCUGACUUAGGACAGGUGCAAACAUUAGCAGCGGGAUUAAACGUAUUAAUGGAUCCAAACCUUCUCCCUGCCUAUAAUCCGGACAUGCUAUGUAUUGACCACAUCAUACUUAGUA
This is a messenger RNA of Mytilus trossulus (common blue mussel), 2111 nucleotides long. RefSeq lists its product as uncharacterized. The coding region runs from base 125 to 1480 and encodes 451 amino acids. The transcript has 6 exons. The record is from RefSeq and is a predicted model, not a curated record. NCBI's taxonomy places the organism in Eukaryota, Metazoa, Mollusca, Bivalvia, Mytilida, Mytilidae.